Messenger RNA from Maniola jurtina (meadow brown), 2179 nucleotides. It is a transcript of the gene ple, whose product is annotated as tyrosine 3-monooxygenase. The record is from RefSeq and is a predicted model, not a curated record. Gene Ontology annotation, molecular function: tyrosine 3-monooxygenase activity; iron ion binding. The transcript has 8 exons. Lineage: Eukaryota; Metazoa; Arthropoda; Insecta; Lepidoptera; Nymphalidae. Gene Ontology annotation, cellular component: cytoplasm; axon; perikaryon. Gene Ontology annotation, biological process: dopamine biosynthetic process from tyrosine. Bases 179 to 1843 code for a protein of 554 amino acids.
UCAUGCAUUGGUCUGUUCGCAACCCAAAGUUUAGUUAGCCACCGUAAUACGACAGCUCGAGUCGUAGACAGACAGGCUUCAGCCCGUGGUCGAGACGCAAGCUCUCGCAGACGUGACUAGCUAGCCGCGCAGUGAACUCCCGUUCAGGCUCCUCCUCCCCAGUGCUGUGUCGUGAGCCAUGGCCGUCGCCGCCGCUCAGAAGAACCGCGAGAUGUUCGCCAUCAAGAAAUCCUACAGCAUCGAGAACGGCUACCCAUCCCGCCGUCGCUCGCUCGUAGACGACGCCCGCUUCGAGACGUUAGUUGUGAAGCAGACCAAACAAAGCGUGCUGGAAGAGGCUCGGGCUCGUGCCAAUGACUCUGGCUUGGAAUCUGAUUUUAACCAAGACACCGCUCCAAUUGGUGACGACAAACCUGAAAACAAUGACACCCAACAGGACGAGAACGACAAUGGAAAUGAUGCAGAAGCUACAGAUGGUUCCAACUCAGAUGAAGAUUACACUCUUACUGAAGAGGAGGUAAUUCUGCAAAACGCCGCGAGCGAGAGCCCGGAAGCCGAACAGGCGAUCCAGAAGGCCGCUCUGCUUCUCCGCAUGCGCGAUGGCAUGGGCUCUCUCGCUCGCAUACUCAAAACCAUCGACAACUACAAAGGUUGCGUGGAGCACCUCGAAACGCGCCCUUCCCAAGCGUCCGGCAUCCAGUUCGACGCUCUGGUGAAAGUGAGCAUGACUCGCAGCAACCUGCUCCAGCUGAUCCGAUCGCUCCGCCAGUCGACCGCCUUCGCCGGCGUCAACCUGCUCUCCGACAACAUCUCCAGCAAGACGCCGUGGUUCCCGCGCCACGCCUCCGACCUCGACAACUGCAACCACCUCAUGACCAAGUUCGAGCCCGAGCUCGACAUGAACCACCCCGGGUUCGCCGACAAGCAGUACCGCGAGCGCAGGAAGGAGAUCGCGGAGAUCGCGUUCGCGUACAAGUACGGCGACUCCAUCCCGUCCAUCACGUACACCGAGGUGGAGAACUCCACGUGGCAGCGAGUGUUCAACACCGUGCUGGAGCUGAUGCCCAAGCACGCGUGCAAGGAGUACAAGGCGGCGUUCGGCAAGCUGCAGGAGGCCGACAUCUUCGUGCCGCACCGCAUCCCACAACUGGACGACGUCAGCAACUUCCUGCGCAAGCACACCGGCUUCACGCUGCGCCCGGCGGCCGGCCUGCUCACCGCGCGCGACUUCCUCGCCUCGCUCGCCUUCCGCGUCUUCCAGUCCACGCAGUACGUGCGCCACAACAACUCUCCCUUCCACACGCCUGAACCUGACUGCAUCCACGAGCUCCUGGGACACAUCCCCCUGCUGGCUGAUCCCAACUUCGCACAGUUCUCCCAAGAGAUCGGGCUCGCUUCGCUCGGCGCUUCAGACUCAGAAAUCGAAAAACUGUCUACUGUAUACUGGUUCACGGUUGAAUUCGGCCUGUGCAAGGAAAACCAACAACUGAAAGCUUACGGUGCCGCCCUCCUGUCCUCCAUCGGAGAACUGCUGCACGCCCUCAGCGACAAGCCCGAGCUGAGACCCUUCGAACCAGCGUCCACAUCCUUGCAACCCUACCAAGAUCAGGAGUACCAACCCAUCUACUACGUGGCUGAAAGCUUCGACGAUGCCAAAGACAAAUUCAGACGCUGGGUGUCCACCAUGUCGCGGCCGUUCGAGGUGCGCUUCAACCCGCACACGGAGCGCGUGGAGGUGCUGGACUCGGUGGAGAAGCUGGACACGCUCAUCUGGCAGCUCAACACGGAGAUGCUGCACCUCACCAACGCCGUCAACAAGCUGCGGGGCUCGCGCUUCGAGUGAGCCGCCCGCGCGUGGCCGGCAGAGCGUCGUCUUGUAUAGCUAGUGAUACCGUAGGUGUAAGACUGUUGUCGUGUGGAGCGUGUGUGCGUGUGCGGAAACCAUCGGAUGGUACUUCGUUGAAUUCCUUUUGUACCUUAUUAUUUAUUGUGCCGAGCUCAUUGCCCGGGCCUCGGAAGGCGCGCGGGGCUCCCGAUUGCCCAUUUACGGAGGCCGCGCGCGUUCGCGGGACCUCACUAUUGUAUUAGUAUUAAUUUAUAAUUUAAUGAGAACACAAACUAAAAAUGGAGCACCAAAAAGUAAAAAAAAUCAAACAGAAAAUAUAUGUGUUUGAGUGGA